AUGCCUGAAUCUCAACCUCUGCAUUUAUUUGACCUCCCAGUCGACCUACUAUCCCUGAUUCUCCAGCCACUGCUCACAGCCCCAGACGGAGGCAUCAUCUCUCUGUGUCCUUGUACCGCCAGCCCGGUCAACCCCGUGCCCAUCUUCCUAACCCAUCCAUCUCUGUACGCUAUCGCUCAUCCGAUAUUUUACGGACCAGCGAAUACAUUUGUGUUGGACCUCACCCAGGGCCAUGCCUCCCACGUAAGGCGGUUCAUAGAAAACGCUGCAGAAGAUCUGCCUGGCGAUGUGGAAUGGAGCGGCAGACAACAACAGACGCAGAAUCAUGUCCUGCUACGUCACACGGGUGGCCGGUUUCUCCUCCUAUCGCAAGAGGCAAGGCGCAAAGUGCACCGAUUGGAGAUGAGAAUCGACAAGCUAAGAGGGUGGCUGUGGGAUGAACUGGGGUUGUUUCUCCGGGAUAUGGCUGUGCGAGGAGAUCUGAGCGACUUGACCUUGUUGGUGGACUAUAGCGCCGGGACGAAGGAGAGGACAAAGUCGACUUCCAGGGCUUUUCUGAGAGAGAAGAAGACGGUGUUUGAGAAGCCGCCGCUGGAAGGACUGGUGAGGUUGUUGGCUGAUCCGGGCAUACGAAUGGCGAGUUUGAGGGUGAAAGGGAGGCAUGAUCGAGCGUGGUGUGAUUUUCAUCAGGGAGGAGAUUGCAUUUUGAAGUCGUUUUUGCGGGUCAGAGAGGGUGGCGAUGAUGUUAUGAAGAAGAAACAGGACGAGGAGGUGGUGGAGAUUGAUUGGAGGGCGAUUUUGAGAGUGGUGGAUCCGGAGGCGAAGAGGACGGCUGUUGGAUGGCAUGCGGAAAUGUAG
This is a messenger RNA of Trichoderma atroviride IMI 206040, 858 nucleotides long. RefSeq lists its product as uncharacterized. The record is from RefSeq and is a predicted model, not a curated record. NCBI's taxonomy places the organism in Eukaryota, Fungi, Ascomycota, Sordariomycetes, Hypocreales, Hypocreaceae.